Messenger RNA from Aphanomyces astaci, 1165 nucleotides. RefSeq lists its product as hypothetical. The coding region runs from base 50 to 757 and encodes 235 amino acids. The record is from RefSeq and is a predicted model, not a curated record. The transcript is spliced from 4 exons. Lineage: Eukaryota; Oomycota; Saprolegniomycetes; Saprolegniales; Verrucalvaceae.
AAACACUCCGGAUACCCAAUGGUGUGUAUCCGAACAGCUCGCAAUAAUUAUGGCGAGCGACAGCGCUGCUGUCAAUCACGUGGAUGCAGAGGAUGACGAUGACUCUUCCGGGGAAGCUGCGUUGGGAGGAGCCAUGCGGAAUGCUCUGCGCACGGCUAUCACGCGCAUCCGUCUACAGAAUCCCAUCGUUGGGUCGUUUCCCAGAACAACAAAGGUGCCGACGAAGGCGGUGGCGUCGGCAUCGGACAACCUCAGCUUCCUCAUGGACGUGACGGGGUACGUCAAAGAAGCCAAGGACCAAAUCGCAGAGAAAACGUCGUCCAAAGCCAAAGCUGUCAAGCUGGCGCACUGGGCCACCACAACGUGGGUGCCCAACCUCGUGCGGUCCACCAUCUUAGGCAGUGUGACAUGGACUAGCUACGAAGUGACCACAGCACACCUCGUCGCUACGUCCCCUGCACUAUCUACAGCAUCUGACCUGCAGGUUCACUUGCAAGGUCAACGCAUCGAGUGUGUAUCACAUGGCCUCGUAGACGUUGCUUCCGUGGGCAUUUGGCGUGUCGGUCGUGGCCGGUACGGUCGCCGGCUCGCUGCACGGAACUCUCUGGUCCGUAUCCGAGACAGCAUUGGCCCGGUUCAAGCGCGAAGCAAGCAGUCCAUUUCGCGUUCGUGGUGUCCUCUUCAGCCACACCUCGACGCAUUUGGCCAUGUUUGCCAGCUACGAAACCACGAAAACUUUCUUGAUGCAUCAAGUUGAGGGGGAUCACACGGACGUCCAAGGCGCGGCGUGCAUCGUGGGAGCGGCAGCCGCGUCCGGACUCGUCGGGGAACUAGCCACGCACUUUGCAGCUCCGUUCGAGCACCAAUCCUUUGCGGCUGCAAGGCAGGAACUUCGAACUCUUCCGCUACCGUCGCUCCGAAGCAUGGCCCCGUCCGGCUUGUCCACCAUGCUAGGUAAGACGAUGCCAUGAUUGUACCAGUUUGCAACGGAUGGAGGGUGUGUGUGUAGGUUGGCUCGCCUACGAGUUUGCAAAAGAAGCGCUUGAGGCACCGUCCCAUGCUGAAGUACAAAACCAUGGUUAGCUUAGAAUAGUGCGCCACGAAAAUCGUAACAAUAAUGUUAACUAGUUAGGGCUGGUCUGGAUGCCACCCCAUAAAAUUAUGC